AUGGAUGCAGCAAUAGUACUUCCUGAAGAUCCCCCCCACCCGCAGCAAGACCCCCGCUGCUCAUCACCUCACCACCUCGCCUGCCGGCCUCCUCACUUCCCCGGCCUGCAGCAAGACCCCUGCACCAGCCUGCUGAUUGCCUCCUCACCCCUGCACCUGACCGCCACUUGCCUCCUCACUCCCCUGCCAGACCCCUCCGCCCACAGCGAGACCCCCACACGCCUGCCGCUCACCUCCUCGCCCCUGUGCCUGCCCACCACUCACCUCCUCACUCCCCUGCCAGACCCCCCCGCCCGCAACGAGACCCCCACACGCCUGCCGCUCGCCUCCUCGCCCCUGUGCCUGCCCACCACUCGCCUCCUCACUCCCCUGCCAGACCCCCCCGCCUGCAACGAGACCCCCACACACCUGCCGCUCGCCUCCUCACCCCUGUGCCUGCCUGUCAGCCACUCUCCUCCUCAUUCUCCUGCCAGACACCCCCCCACCCACAGUGAGAUCCCCACACGCCUGCUGCUUGCCUCCUCACCCCUGCACCUGCCCGCCACUUGCCUCCUCACUCCCCUGCCCGACCCCCCCGCCGACAGCGAGACCCUCGCACGCCUGCUGCUUGCCACCUCGCCCCUGUGCCUGCCCGCCACUCGCCUCCUCACUCCCCUGCCAGACACCCCCCCACACCCGCAGUGA
Messenger RNA from Emys orbicularis (European pond turtle), 684 nucleotides. RefSeq lists its product as uncharacterized. NCBI's taxonomy places the organism in Eukaryota, Metazoa, Chordata, Testudines, Emydidae. Bases 1 to 684 code for a protein of 227 amino acids. The record is from RefSeq and is a predicted model, not a curated record. The transcript is spliced from 2 exons.